Messenger RNA from Trematomus bernacchii (emerald rockcod), 1953 nucleotides. It is a transcript of the gene il11ra, whose product is annotated as interleukin 11 receptor, alpha. Lineage: Eukaryota; Metazoa; Chordata; Actinopteri; Perciformes; Nototheniidae. Bases 139 to 1317 code for a protein of 392 amino acids. Gene Ontology annotation, molecular function: protein binding. The transcript has 12 exons. The record is from RefSeq and is a predicted model, not a curated record.
CCUGCUGCCUGUCCGACUUUGUUGCUCUCGUGCCCCUCUGUAGUCCGUCCUGGGGAGCUGAAGAACAACUCGACAAAGUCCCAACUAUGGAAGGCGACAACAUAAUAAUGCCUGUUUGACUCGGGGAGAUUUUCCAAGAUGCCAGGCCUUUUGUCCAGCCCUGUGUGUCUGACAGUCAUCUGGUUUUUAUCUUGGUCGCUGCGUCCCAUUCGUGCUCAGAUCCAACCUGAUGAAGUGUCAGGCGUUCAGUAUGCGCUCUUGGAGUCGAAUGUGACACUGGCAUGCAGGAAGUCACAAAUCAGGACACCUGUGGUUUGGCAUCACAACAACAGCGCCGUGUUGCCGUGGCACAAAGUCACAUCUGACGGAACUUUAGUCCUGCUGCACGUCGACCUAUCAGCGCAAGGCAACUACAGCUGCUAUGACAACGGCGGGCUCCUCCUCCACUCUGUCAAACUCAGGCUGGGCCACCGCCCCGGUUCGCUAAGCAUUUCCUGUCAAGUGCCCAAUCACACGCAUGUUCGCUGCUCCUGGGUGGAAUCAGUGAAGACCUUCCUGCCAGCCCAGUACAACGCCAUCCUCUUGACAGUGAAAGGUCAGGAGCCGAGGACAUGCGUUGUGGACGUCUUUCAGAAGCACUGUGAUAUAGUUCUUCCUGCCUACUGGAGCUACAUCCAAACCCUGAGCGUCCAGGAGACCAACGCCCUCGGGUCCGAGACAACAUAUGCCCGGAUGCAUUUACAUAAGCUAUUGAAACCAAAUCCUCCACAGUCGGUGUUGGUGAACGAGUUAGAAGGCUUUCCAAAGAGGUUGAACAUCUCGUGGGAGCUUCCCUCCUCCUGGCCGCAGAGCCUUGGUUACCCCCUCCUGUUUCAUAUCAGAUACAGGCCAGAGGGCUUCGUACACUGGUCAAAUGUUUUAGCCGAGCAUAGUCCAGUGGUGAUAUUGGACGCCCUGGCCGGUCGCUUCCAUGAAGUCCAGGUCUGUGCACGGGACGAGCCGGACAGUGAGAGCCUGUGGAGUGAAUGGACGGCCGUUUCUCUCUGCAAGCCGUGGGAAGGUGUGUCCUCCCCAGACCCUACAGAGGUGUUCCCGACAGACCCAUUUCCAGAACCCGAAACCUCCACUACAAAAACAGACCCCUCUGUGGACGAAGGUAAUUUGGGUUUGGUGAUUCUGCUGGUGUUGUUCUCCGUGGUCAUCCUCACCACCGUCCUUUCCCUCAUCUUUGUCGUGUGGGUAAGGCAGAGGCGGCGUAACCACGUGACCAAACAGCAACUCUCCUCUAUGGUCAAGAUGAAGUCCAUGCCAAUCUAAUGUUGAUUUCCAGCAUCUUCUCCUUGUCAGCCCGUUGUAGGGCUCCAUCGAAGAAUCAGCGUCUGCCUUUACCGAUGCAGCAAGCUGAUUGUCCAUAUUGAACUACAUUAACCAGAAUGCAUCAGCCAGGAUCCAACCAGGACAUGGAUAAAAAAGGGACUUUGUGGAGUAGGGUAAAGCUACACAGCAAGCUGACUGAAGGGUAAGAUUUCCCUGGACAUAUUCAGUUGACACAUCAAAACUCAACUACCCACAAUGCAUCAGCAGACAGGGAAAACAGACCCUACUCUAUUUGAGGAGCGACACUGCAUCAGGACAUUUGAUUUCACCCACCUCCAUUGCUGCUUCAGGUGACUGACCCCUCCCCAUUUGAGAGGAGCCAUGUUUCUGAACUCUUUAAGCAACACGUAACCACAGGAAGUGCAGCUGCCGAAAAAAGGAGAACAUAGACAUUUCUUUUGGGGAAGGGGGAGAUUUUUUUUCUGGGACAAUUUUCCUUUCUCCCAUCAACCAGAACUCCUCACAUUCAUUCAUUUUUUUCGUUAUGACAUCGACCGACUCAAUGCUGUGAAGGAAGAGUAACGCCAGUGUGUGCAUCUGAUGCCAAAGCAGCAGAUCAGGGCAUUAAUGGUCUCA